CCAAGCUGUCCUGACACGUUGCAGCAGCACCAACAGACCGCUGACUAGAGCUGGACCAGGAGGAGUCCUCUGGAUCUUUAUUUGUCCUGCUUCACCUGUAUGACUUAAUUAAACAGCUGCAAUGAAUCAGAGCAAAGAGGAAGUUGAGCCUUUUCAAUAUUCCUAUUAUGACUAUUCAGACUGGUACUCGAACAAUGCAGAGCCUACAAAACCACCCAAAGAAGUUAUUUUACCAUGUGACCCUACAGCAGAUGACAAGCUCUUCCAUAUAUGCAUAUUAUCGAUAUCACUGGUGAUCAUGUUCAUCCUGGCAGGUCUCACCAGGAAAAAUAAAUUCUGCCAGGGUUUCACAAGAGGAUCCUCAAGCAUCUUCAGUCCAGCCAACUUCCUGGAUCAGACUCAAAAAAAGGGAGUGGUUAUGGCUGUUUUUGGACUGGUGUUCAGCAAGCUGGCAAUGCUGGUGAUUGCCCCAGACCCUCUGCCUUUCUCCAAAGAUACUCCAGCAGAUAUUAAAGAGUACAUGAAGAUAAUCGCCAUAUUUUAUUACCCAAUCCUGUAUUAUCCUCUGUUGGUAUGUGGAACUCUGCAGCGCAAAGCAGGUUAUGUGUUUGGGACACUGCUCUCCUUCACUCAUUUUGGAGUCCUGGUGUGGCAGAAAUUUGACUGUCCAAAGACUCCAGAGAUCUAUAAAUACUAUGCUCUACUCGCAAGUCUGCCUCAGCUGGCCUGCCUUGGAUAUCUCUGCAUUCAGUUCCCUUUGCUGUUUGUGAAAGGACCAAAGACCGACGAGGACCUUGACAGCAGCUACUACACCAACUAUGUGAAGUUACUUCUUAAGAAAAAGUCCUCAACUGUCAGUUCAUCAGCAUCUGACAAACCAGCGCUGGCAGAGCGAAUUCUGGAGGUGAUUAAGGGUUACAUUUAUAUUCCUGAAAAAGUGUUUCAUUUUCCACUGAAGCUGGCGGUAUCAUCUUUUGUUACCUGUGUGGCUAUAUAUCAUACUGCACUCUUGAUAGUUGUCCUGGUGGUGCCCACUCUCCACAUUGUUCGUGCUGGUAUUGAUGAAAAUAUCGCCUUCUUGUUACUGGGUUUUGGGAUUGUAUUAUCAGAUGACAGGAUGGAGGUUGUUAGAAUUGUGACUUUUUACACAUGGCUGCUGGAAGUAUGCUACCUCUGUGCGAUGACCCUGUCUUGCUUGGUCAGCCUUAUUAUGCUCAUGAGGUCCAUGGUUCGCCACAGAUCAAACCUAAGAGGACUGUAUAAGGGAGACAUUUACAAGAUUUGCAACAGCCAAAAAACCAUGCGUCCGUCUAGACCUGGUGUUGUCUGUUGGAUGGGCUUGACAGGAUACCAGGCUGCAAUCGUCAGCCUUGGAAUGGCUAUCCAGACCAUUGUGUUUUUCAUCUGCUUCUUGUUCCUGGUGUUUUUGAUCAUUAUCCCAGUGUUUUAUGGCCGUAACAUCAUUGUCUUUGAAAUUGCAGGAAAGGCAUGGCCAGCCUGGCUCACGCUGAUACUGGUUACAGGGCUUCAGCAUGUGACUGCUAAGUUCGCUUUCAUCAAACAAAAAGCCAGCACAAGAGACCUGAACAACAGAGAGAGUCUGUUCCUCCUGACGUACCUGCUGUUCCUAAUCAACACUGUGGUGGGGCUGGUUGUUGCCAUAUGGAGAAUAGUAAUAACAGCUUUGUACAACAUCAUCCAUCUUGGUCGUAUUGACGUCAGUCUGCUGCAUCGCACAGCAGAGUCCUAUGACCCAGCCUACUGCUACUACACCCACUUCCUGAAGGUGGAGGUCAGUCAGUCACACCCGGUGAUGAAGGCUUUCUGUGGGCUGCUGCUGGACAUGAUGGUUGAGGGUGGGAGAGCUGGACAGAAAAUACGAGAUGCAGAGGAAGGGAUUCAGGAGAAUAAGCCAAGCAAGGCGAACAGCAGUCAAAGGAUUCGCUCUCGCUGGCAGCUGAUGUACACACUGGUUAACAACCCCUCCCUGCUGGGCUCCAGGAAGCAUUUUCAGACUCUGCAGAACUCGGAGAACGUCCUGAAUGGCACCCCCAACCGAACCUCCAAAAAGGGCAGCAAGACGGAGGCCAGCAAGCUGGGCGCAGAGCCAGCAGAGCCCACUGAGACCCCCGAAAGCCAAGAAAAAACAGAAUGAGUUUGAGUUGGCAAUAUAAUUCAAAAUUGUACUGGGUGUGAUCUGCAUUAAACAAACCUGCAUGUGCCAAAUAUAACUACUUCAAUCAACCGCUUUGCUUCAGAGUUCUUUUAGCAUUUAACUUAUCUAAAUAGUUGUCUAAAUGAUUCUGUGUUUAUUUCUCUUAGGUUAGCUUUAGGCAACAAAAACAUUAUGUUAAGAUCACAUCCAUAAAGUACAAAAGUACAGAAUAUAUGUACUUAAACAGAAGUACAGAUACUAGUGUUAAAAAAUACUCCACUAAAAGUUGAAGUACGGAUUCAACUUCUAUACUCAAGUAAAAAAGUACCAGCUCUGAAAUGAACUCAAAGUAAUAAAAGUAGCUCUUUGGAGGGUGUUUCUACCACCUAUUUUUGUGCAAAGUUAACUGAACCCUGUGCUGUAUUAAUGUAACGAUAAAAUAAUAUCAGUAGAGGGAACAAAAAACUUAUUUCAGUCUCGUUUUUAAUUCUAAUAAAUGUAUUCAGCUUGAAUCAAUUAUGUACAACAUAAGAAGAGAAAAAGAAGGAAAUUAAAAAAAUAGCUGUGUUUUCUGUUGCUUACAUUGAAGAGGCUGAUUUUGCCUCUAAAAGUGAGUAUAGUCAGGGGUUAAAGUGGGAUUCAGCAGGUGGAGGAAACCUAAAAUCAGUUCUAAUGGCUCAGAGUGGGGAAAAGAAAAGAAUCACAACUCACAUUAAUUUCUAAUGUGAGCUCCAGUAGAUUUUCUUAGUGUACAAGCUGUGAUCAGCUGACCUGCUGCUCUUUGUGGAUUUAUACACCUGAUAUUAACCAGAUGUGAGCAGAUGUUUCAUAAGCUGUCCUGACUGAUUUCUAUUCUGACAGUAUUCUGUUUAACUUUUUACUAGACAGUCACCGUGCACAAGUCACACACUGUUCUUUACUUGAAACGCAUCACAGUACAGACUAACUAACUUUUCACCCUGCACUAAUCUGUAGAGUAUUUUCAUAAAUAACACAGUUAGGAUUAGUCUACUUCAGUUUUUGUUUCACAAUAUGAAAAAGCAUGUCACAUGUACAGACCCAGUAUCUGAUUUAGAAUAGAAUAGCCCUUUAUAGUCAUGUUCAUGUACAACAAAAUUAUGGAAAUUAUUAUUUAAAAACAUGAAGACAUCAUGUAAGCUUUAAACUAGUUUAUCAAAUCCUAAUGAGGAAAUAGCUCUAGUCCUUACCCUUAUAUCUAACCUCUCUUCUUCCUCUUCCGUCCUGUCUUUCUUAUCUUUCUCCAUCUCUGAAUGAAGUUAGCUCUCUGACUUUUCUCUCCCUGUGAAAUAAGCAGCUGGAUGUUUAGCUAGCUAACACACUGUGAGACAAACUGCGCACAAACAGUGUUUUUGAUGAUGCUUGUUGUGCUGAUAGAAAUGUUGUAUGUGAAAUUACCUGCCACUAAAAACAUGUCACUCCAUUUUUGUUUUGUCCUCUUCUGUUAGGCUAGUGAGAUGCUGAAGUACUUGUGUUGUGUCGGUGUUGUGCCUGAAAAAAAGAAAGCAUUUUUAUGCGACAUCCCCUGGUGACUAAUACAUGAACAGGACUGCCUGUCAUGAGUUACUGUUCAGGCUUAAAUCGGUUUGAUGUUUGAAGGCCCGCAGUGACGUAAAAUAACAACUCCCUGUCAAAUGCUUUAAAACAAAAGUAACAAGUCUGUUGUGAAAAUGUAAGAAGUAGAACGUACAGAUAUUUAUUUUAAAAUGUAGGGUGUAAAAGUAAAAUGUUGUCAGAAAAAAAACUACUCAAGUAAAGUACAAAUACCUGAAAAUUCUACUCAAGUUCAGUAGGUUUCUGUACUUCGUUACUGUAUGUGUAACAAAGUACAUCACAGGCAUUGUAUGUGAUGUUUGUGUUUACUGAGAUAGCUCACAGAGCUCCCUCACACAACAGUUAGAGCGUCAGUUUUCUCUUUGCCACAAAUUGACUCCACCAGUUAAAACUACUGAUAGUGCUGCAUGGAUACACUGAAACAAGCCUGACCCAAAGGAACCACUGUGCAUUUCUCAGUGCCAGAGAAUAAAGGAUGGGCUGAGAAGUUCCCUGUCGGUGCCCCAAAGGGUCAGAGACCCUAGGUAGUCUACAACUUAAUAUGUGGUUAUAACCUUGAGGUUGAUUGGAGUGUCUAUCACUGAAGUAUCCCUGCAGAGUGUAUAUCAACCAACCAAAAGGAACUUUGAAGAAAUGUGGCUGUGAAAAUAAGAGCCAAUGAGAUUCCUAAAGAAAUAUUAAUAACAAUGCAGGUCUCAGCUCAUGUAUGAAAAAUAUAAUUCAAUUUUGUUAAGCUAUACUUUACAGUAUUGUUCAGUUAGUCUGGAAGCCUUUUUAAUUAGUUAAUACUGACUUGCAUGACGCACAGACUGAUGGCGGUGUUCAAUGUCAGCAUCAGAUAUGCAGCAUGGAGUCAAUAAGCAGUCCUAGUUUAUUUUUGUCUGGGGGUAAUGUAGCUAUGCCAGCGCAUACUGAUUGUAUAUUCGUGUUCUCAGUGGUGUAGGAGGAUUUUUAAGACCAUGGACGGGCGAAUUUAUAUAUAAACCAACUUCACAGUAAAAUCUCACAAGCUGAAGAUGCAAAUAUUUUACAUUUACUCUAGUAUAAACAUUGUUUUCUGCUGCAGAAUACAGUGUACGAUAUAGUUAGAAGACUGUAUGUGUGUAUGUUUUUAAUUACAUUUCAGCUUUGUCACAAUCAUUGGUGCAUCACAUGGUAUUGCAUGUUAUCUCAUAUUUAGAUACCUAAUUACAGUUUUCUAUUAGUUUACUAUAUUUGCUGUUUUACAUACAAGUCCUGAAGAUAAAUAAAAAGGCAAAAAGAUAAUGUGCUAGUUAAUUUGCAUAUUUUUUUCUUAAGUCAUUCUUUUAAAACUAUGUCAAUAUUUUUUAAAGAAAAUUCACAGUUUUUAUAUGAAUUUAUUUUGUUGAUGACUGUAAAUUACUAUCCAAUAAUGCAUGCAUCUCCCCUGCUCCCAUUCCUGGUGAAUGCAGCUGAAUUCUGUAAAUUUUAAUGCCUUUAAAAAAAUUUAUAUUAAAUACUAAGAAUAUUAAGCAAAUAAAUUAAAUACUAUA
Molecule: messenger RNA, 5241 nt
Organism: Oreochromis niloticus (Nile tilapia)
Lineage: Eukaryota; Metazoa; Chordata; Actinopteri; Cichliformes; Cichlidae
Product: receptor for retinol uptake stra6
Exons: 17
Coding region: 122-2155 (677 amino acids)
Biological process (GO): vitamin A import into cell
Cellular component (GO): plasma membrane
Molecular function (GO): retinol transmembrane transporter activity; signaling receptor activity
Source: RefSeq, a predicted model, not a curated record